Messenger RNA from Hyla sarda, 1648 nucleotides. It is a transcript of the gene CPVL, whose product is annotated as carboxypeptidase vitellogenic like. The record is from RefSeq and is a predicted model, not a curated record. NCBI's taxonomy places the organism in Eukaryota, Metazoa, Chordata, Amphibia, Anura, Hylidae. Gene Ontology annotation, molecular function: serine-type carboxypeptidase activity. The coding region runs from base 159 to 1598 and encodes 479 amino acids. Gene Ontology annotation, biological process: proteolysis. The transcript has 13 exons.
GCAGCCAGUGUUUUCCCCAGCAGCCCCGGGCCCAGUGUUCACGUGAGUCAUAAGACACAGCCGAGCACUGCCUCUCCACUACUGCUCGGGACCGGGGAGGCCGCACUCUGCGCUCUGCUACAUCUGCUGUGUGUCCGGCUGUGUGGAAUGUAAAGAAAAUGGACGGUCUCAAAAUUUUAACACUUUUGAUAGUUGCUAUUGUGGAACUAGGAUAUGCAAGUUCUUUAAGACACCUGUUUAAAGGGAUAAAGGUUCCUCCAACAACUAAAGGGGAUCCUGGAAAACCUCUAUUUCUCACACCUUACCUUGAAAGUGGAAAGAUCGAUGAAGCACGUGAACUAAGCCUCGUAGGAAAACUGCCAGGAUCAAAUGUCAAGAGUUAUUCGGGAUACCUCACUGUGAACAAAACCUACGACUCCAAUCUCUUCUUCUGGUUCUUCCCUGCACAGCUGAAUCCAGAGACUGCCCCAGUUUUACUGUGGCUGCAGGGAGGACCAGGAGGUACAUCCAUGUUCGGCCUCUUUGUGGAGCACGGACCUUACAUCGUGAAAAAGAACCUGACGUUGGUUCAUCGGGAGUUUUCUUGGACAAACAAAUACUCCAUGUUGUAUAUUGAUAAUCCUGUUGGAACAGGUUUCAGCUUCACAAGAGAUGACCGGGGGUAUGCGGUUGAUCAGGAUGAUGUUGGCAGAGAUUUGUACAGUGCGCUCACCCAGUUUUUCCAGAUCUUUCCAGAGUAUCAGAAAAAUGAGUUUUAUGCCACAGGAGAAUCCUACGCUGGGAAGUAUGUUCCUGCUAUCGGCUAUUAUAUCCACACUCACAACCCAACCGCUAAGGUUAAAAUCAACUUCAAGGGGAUUGCCAUUGGAGACGGACUCUGUGAUCCUGAAGUGAUGUUGGGUGGCUAUGCGGACUUCAUGUAUCAAACUGGCAUGGUGGAUGAAAACCAGAAGGAAUUUGUUCAGCAACAGUGCGACCUGGCGAUAAAAUACAUCCAGCAGCAGAAGUGGAUCGAUGCAUUUGACGUGUUUGAUUCCUUACUGAACGGUGACAGGACUUCAUAUCCUUCUUUCUAUCAAAAUGUUACAGGUUGCAGCAAUUACUUCAACUUUCUUCAAUGCCAGGAGCCAACUGACCAACAGUACUUUGGACCUUUUUUGGCACUUGCAGACGUGAGGAAGUCUAUCCAUGUUGGUAACCUGACCUUUCAUGAUGGAUCUGAGGUUGAGAAACAUUUGCUUUCCGAUGUGAUGAAGACCAUAAAGCCAUGGUUGGUGGUGCUAAUGGAUAAUUACAGGGUCCUCAUGUACAGCGGGCAACUUGACGUUAUAGUGGCUGCCCCUCUUACUGAACGAUUCCUGCAAACCGUACCUUGGUCAAGACUUGAAGAAUAUAAGAAGGCUGCACGAUCCGUAUGGAAGAUCAGGUCAACAGAUACUGAAGUGGCAGGUUAUGUGCGUGUGGCUGGAGAGUUUGCUCAGGUCAUAGUUAGAGGAGGCGGCCACAUCCUUCCAUAUGACCAACCUGAAAGGUCAUUUGUGUUGAUUGACAGAUUUAUAAGUAACUGUAAGGCCUUGAAUUGUGAGGAUGUUUUGUAAUUGGAUAAGUCGUAUUGAAUUGUGAAGGGUAAAUAGUAAUAAAAUACUUU